Pelagomonas calceolata is the source of this 651-nucleotide messenger RNA. The record is from the annotation of a GenBank genome assembly. NCBI's taxonomy places the organism in Eukaryota, Pelagophyceae, Pelagomonadales, Pelagomonadaceae.
ACACCUAGCGUCUCGUUACACGGCGCCUCGGCCCCUUGUGGGCCGGUCAAUGUUCGCCGCGCACAGCUCGAUCAGCCUCGAUGGCCUCUAGUUGGCCGCGCACAGCUCGACGGCCUCGGCGUACUCGCGGCGGUCGACCAGCCGCUUCAAGCUCCGUCGCAGCUCCUCGUCGCCGCCCUCGAGCAUGCCGGCCAGGUAGGCGUUCGCGACGCGCUCCUCGUGGCAGAUCCCGCUCUUCGGUCCGUACUUGUGCUGGGCCUCGAAGUCCCGCGGCACGACGCACACGCGCCGCGCGAGAUCGAAGAUCGCGGCCGCGUGCGGCGCCGGCUCCGUCUCGCCCUCGCGCUUGUAGCCGACGAGCUUGUGCGUGGCGACGGGCACGAAGAUGUCGUCGUCGUCCGAGGCGGAGCCGUCGUCGACGAAGUUCAGCGCGCGCCGCGGCGCCGCGUCGGCGCCGGCGUAGGCGAAGCCGCCGAAUUUUUUGCCGCUCUUCUUCGACGAGUCGGUGACGCGCGCCGAGGCGGGCGUGGCGCGCUUCUUCGUGGGCGUGCGGCUGGCCAUUUUUUUUACGCGCGGGCGGGCGCGUCGUUGGUGGAGCGGUACUGCGCUGCGCGGUGGCAGUAGCGACGGAGAGCGGUAACAGGCUUGGAG